Molecule: messenger RNA, 4649 nt
Organism: Dichomitus squalens LYAD-421 SS1
Lineage: Eukaryota; Fungi; Basidiomycota; Agaricomycetes; Polyporales; Polyporaceae
Exons: 20
Coding region: 97-2166 (689 amino acids)
Molecular function (GO): protein binding
Source: RefSeq, a predicted model, not a curated record
GUGGUCAUGGUCCAUUCACGCCGGGGUAUAAGUACGCAGGCUGUAUGCCCUGCAGUGCUUGGACUUAUCUCCACGCACUGCUUGCCUUGCUGAAAUAUGGCUCCGCUAGUAUUGGCCAACGACGACUAUCUGGGAACUCGUAACAAGCGUCUCGACUCCGAUAUAGAAACUAGAAACACCACGGGGGCCGGCGCCAUCGUCGUAUCUGGAUGUCGUCGACACCUUCGCGGGCGUAGAGGAGGGCUGAAAGACCUGCCUCAUAUGCCCCUCGAUGUCAUCUUCGAGGUACUGUCUCACGUCACCACGAAGGAUCUACUGGCCCUUUCGCGAUCCACGAAAGACUUCCGAAGACUCCUGCUGGACCGCCAGUCGACGCGCAUCUGGAGACAGUCUAGGAAGCAGCUCGAAGGGCUGCCAGAACCGCCAUCUUAUUUGAACGAACCUGCGUACGCGAACCUGCUGUUCUCCCCGCAUUGUCAUAACUGCUUGAAAGUGAACAUCAACACUGUCCUCUGGUUAUUUUCGGCGAGGUACUGUAAUCCAUGCAAGAGGAUUUUGUUCUCUGCAGACCGCAACGAUGUUGAGACCUUGCUCCGAGAGGUGAUGGGCGAAGCUCGUGGUGGAGAGAGCGCUCUUAGAUACAUCCGGCGACAUCAGGGCAAAUAUCACACGGAAGAAGUAGCUACCAUUCGGAACGAAUGGGUCCGGCUCAAGACUGAUGAAGAGAAGGAGGCAUACAAGGACAGGCGGAAGGCGUUUGUGGAGGAGUGCGAGAAGUACGCCUCGCUUCUCCCGCACUGGAGGUACUCUUAUAAUGAAAGGCUGUUCCGGGACAAACUGGACCUCAGGGCAGCGCGCUUCGAAGCGAUUAAAGACAGACUUCGCGAAGAGGGUUGGGCAGAUGUGAUAGAUCACUUGCACUUCAACGACGACUGGCGGUUAUCCAACCUCAAAGAAGUCAGUCGCACUACCAAGUUGACCGACAAUGGAUGGAAACACAUUCGACAGUCGAUCGUGGAUUUUGUCGCACCCCUUCGGCUGGUAUACGUUCGGAAUCGGCUUACGCGUGUCUGCGAAGCUCGGCUCGCGUCCAUCCGGAUGACCGAGGAGAAGCUCGUGAGCAUGUACAGGACAAGACUCCGAUACCUUCGGGAGCUAUUGGACAGCUGCCAGCUGGCGGAAGACCGCCGUACCGCCGAGUCAGACCUGAAGCCAGGCUUUGCCGAGUUCGCCGACAUCCCCGAGAUCAAGAGCCUUGUCCGAAACGAGAUGGACGACAUCACUCCAAAUGACUUUCUCGCUCUGCAGGGUCGGCUGGCCGAUCUGAUCGUCUCGUGGACAGACCACUGGCAAGCUGUUUUCAUCCAGAAGGCACUUGCGGCGGGAGAAUUGGACGAUAUCAUAACUCCAACGACAAGCCUCCUCGACCUUGCGAUCGUUUCAUUUGUCUGCCAGUCAUGCCGACAGACUCAGCUUCGCUGGCCGUAUGUACUCGCUCAUCGGUGCUUCCGGCAGAUACCUACGGUGUUUUCGGUAGGCAGGAGGAAGACGCACGGCACGUAUAGCCGCGCCGUGUGGGGGCUUGUGCGUUACAAUAACGACGCACCAUUCGAAGGAGGGCAGCAUGCAAUCUUCAGCCGGCAUGUCGCUAUCACUCGUGCGGUCAUCGCUGCCUGCGGUCUAGAUGCGAGCACAGCGACAUACGGAGAGAUGGAGAACUGCGGGGCACGACUCGUGUGCUCGUUUUGUUCGAUCCAUGACCGGCUAGCAGAAGGGAAAUACGGCGUAUUUGCAUGGCAGGCAGCGAUCUAUCAUUCGAUCAGCUCGCACCCCAACUGCCACUCAGGAUCCGUCGAUGACUGGGAACGCAUCUCAGAUAGCGACGCAACGAGGGUUAAGGAACGUGAAAUCUCACGAGCACUGAACACCAUUUCCUCCUUGGGAGACUCCGACGUCGUUCUCGGUUGUACGCAAUGCAACUAUCACGGAAGUCUUGCCGAAGUUCAGGAACAUGUGCUCUUUGACCACUGGCUCUGGCUGAACAAGCCACUGGUCUCGGAUGAGCUGGUGCUCAAUGAAGAUGAUGUUUACGUUCAUCAAGACUCAGCGCACAUCAUGGAAUUGACCCGCUUCGUCCAAUUAGAGAUAUCUGAGGAAUGCUCCUGAGUUGAGGGCCUUCAUGGCGUCUGCACUAGGACAUUGCAUUCAUGCUAUGUACUAUCUUCUCAUUCUGUCGGUUCACAGCAUCCGCAUUCGUAAAAGCUCCCAUCCAUGCUGCUCCAUCUGGACAGAUCUGGACCCUUGGAAGGGUUCCAUGUCUCAUCUGAUACAGCAUAUUAGCACCGGGUGCGCGCUCCUUCUGAGAAUGGAAGGAUGUGUGGUUCGUGCGUCUCUGGCGGCGUGCGUGUUCUUGCGACACGUUACGGUGGAAGGAAUGAGUGCUACCACUGACACGUGUGCAGCGCGAGUCUCUUGACCACCACGCCCUCUCAUCCAUGUCGGCCCAUGUUGCGAGCAUUGACCUCCAGGUCGCCAAAAACCUUACUCCUCAGCCAACCUUCGACAUGUCCGUAGGCAGAGCAGACUCAUCUGAUGCAACUGGUUUGAUCAGCCUUCCUGGAAUUCGACGCCACCUCCGCGGCCGUAGAGGAGGGCUGAAAGACAUGCCUGCGAUGCCUCUCGAUAUAUUAUUUGAGAUCUUUGGAGUCAUGUACCCCCGCGAUCUGCUGAACCUUGCACGGACGACCAGGAGCUUCAGGACACUUCUCAUGAGCAGGAGGUCUACGAGCUUCUGGACGGAAGCCCGCGAGCAGAUCGAAGGGUUGCCCAAACCACCGUACUACUUGAGCGAACCUGCGUACGCGAAUCUGCUGUUUUUUCCGCAUUGCCAUAAUUGUCUCAAGUCCAACAUCCAUACCGUCAUCUGGGUCUUUUCGGCGAGAUACUGCAGAAGUUGUCAGAAGGAUUUGUUGACCACGAACCAUAAAGACAUGGAUGACGUCCUGUGGAAGAUCGCAGAUGGCAAUCCCUCCGAAUGGAAUGAUCUCAGAUACAGGUCUCAGAUCUUCAGACGAUAUAACGGGAAGAUAUUCAAGCCAGAAGUGGAAAUGAUUCACACCCAAUGGGCUGCACGAGACGGCGAUGAAAAGGACGCUUAUUUGAACGAGCGGAAAGCUUUCGUUGUAGUGUGCCGAGAGUACGCACAACUGCUCUCUGAGUGGAAGGAGGAAUACCAGACGAUAAAAUCCGCUGAACUGGAUAGCCUGAGGUUGGAGCGUCUGAGCUCGGUGAAAGUAAGACUUCGCGAGGAAGGAUGGGGGCACGCACUGGAUGACAUCAAUACAUAUACCCUCGACCGUAGAUUGCUGACCGUCAAGGCCCUAAAUCGAGCUAGCAAGCUGACUGAUCAAGCAUGGAAAAUUAUGCGCACAUCACUGAUAGGAAUCAUGACGACGUUCAACGAGGAGCGGCUCGAUCGCAAGUAUAACGCUAGACUGAAAUAUCUCAAGGAAGCUAUUCAGACCUAUCGAGCCUCGCAUUUUCCACGACGCACUGCCGAAUCAGACCGUGAACCCGGUUUUGCAGAGUUUGCCCAUCUGCCUGACUUCCGGGACUUGAUCAUGCAGGAGGAGCCCGAUGACAUCGUCCAGGCAUCUCUUCUCUCUCUCAUAGACGACAUUCCCAACUACACUGCUGCAUGGGUGUAUCGUAACGAAGAAGUGUUUGUCCAGAAGGCAUUGACACAGCUCGGCAACGACUUCGAGGUCCUAUCGACGUACCCCCCUGCUUUCCUCAGGCUUGCGAUCGUAUCCUUCACUUGCACUCAGUGUCGCCGCCCCCGUCUCAGGUGGCCAGGCAUACUCGCACAUCACUGCCUUCGACAAAGCUCUGUUCCCGACCAUACGGUUAGCAGCGCAAUCAAGAACUACGAAGUCGCCAUCCUCCGCCAUACCAACAACGACUAUGACGCCCCUUUCCAAGGUGAAGAGCUGACAGUCUUCGACCAAAACGUCAACAUCACAAGAGCAGUCAUCUGCGCGUGCGGCUUCGACCCCACAACGGCUACGUACGACGAGCUGGAAGGGUGCGGGGCUCGCUUCGCUCCCUUGGGCGCAGAUAUGAGCAGGAAGCCAGUUUAUGAUUGGCAAGGAGUAAUCCGGUAUCUGAUUGACCACCAGGGAAUUGAAGUCGAAGAAGAGGGCGACAUUAUACUCUCCGAUUACUUCGAACGAGUCUCGGAUGCCGACGCUGCGAUCGCCAUACAACACGAGCAUUGGUUUGAGUCGAUGACUGCGAACACCGAGCAUGCCUUAUCGCUCAACGACAUGAAGGUCUUCGGGUGUACCCUUUGCCCUGCCUGGGGAUACCAUCCUGCUAUGCAGACUCACUUGCGAGAUAAACAUAACCCCUGGGGCAGUCUUCCCUUGCGCAUGGAGUCGCUUGUAUAUUUGCACGAGGAUUCUAAGCCUCAGGGUGCACCGAUGGUCUUCCUCAACUUCGGAUUGCCGGAGCUUGAAGAGUGAGAUUGGGUGUCCGUAGGAGACUGUCCAGGCUAGUGAAUUGCUGGUUAAUCCCUCUUUCAUAUCAGCGUUGCUCUAUAUGCUUCCUUAUUUAGCUAGUGACACAUCACUACAUGCAUAAGAGACAGA